UGUGGUUGCUUCUGCUCUUCUGCCCCCCUCCCAAACCCCAAACUUUAAUCCUCACAGCUUUGCUCUAAUCCCAUGGGGCCUGAUGCUCUUAUCUCUGCCUACAGGGAGACUGGCCCAGGAAGCACCCCUCAGCCCCUCUUCCCUCCAGGGCUUGUGAGGGGCUGCUCCUCUCUAUAGCCCCACAUCCCUGUUCCCACCUACCCACCGCCCCAGGCUGGGCCCAAGUCUCUCUGGAAGCCGCACACCUCCCUUCCUGCCCUCUCCCCACACCGUUGCCAGCUGAUUUCAUUUGCCUGACGUCGUCGUUGUCGUUGCCCUACCCUUCUCUGUCAGUGCUCCCCCUGACCCCCCCUCCCCCCAGAGUUGGGGCCAGGCCAGGCCAGCUCCUCUGGCAGCAGAGCCGGGGCAGGUGACGGGUUGGCGUCGCAGCUGAGGGAGUGAGGAAGCGCCUGGAAACCUGGGAGAGGUCCAGUCAGAGUCCAAGAGCCGGAGCUACCCCUCAACCUGUCAGCCAUGGGGGAAAUGGAGCAGCUGAGGCAGGAAGCGGAGCAGCUCAAGAAGCAGAUUGCCGAUGCCCGGAAAGCCUGUGCUGACAUUACUCUGGCAGAGCUGGUGUCUGGCCUAGAGGUCGUGGGGAGAGUCCAGAUGCGGACAAGGCGGACGUUAAGGGGACACCUGGCCAAGAUCUAUGCCAUGCACUGGGCUACUGACUCCAAGCUGCUCGUAAGUGCCUCGCAAGACGGGAAGCUGAUUGUGUGGGACACCUAUACCACCAAUAAGGUGCAUGCCAUCCCCCUGCGCUCCUCCUGGGUUAUGACCUGUGCCUAUGCCCCGUCAGGGAACUUUGUGGCAUGUGGGGGGCUGGACAACAUGUGCUCCAUCUACAGCCUCAAAUCCCGUGAGGGCAAUGUCAAGGUCAGCCGGGAGCUGUCUGCUCACACAGGUUAUCUGUCUUGCUGCCGCUUCCUGGACGACAACAACAUUGUGACCAGCUCCGGGGACACAACUUGUGCUCUGUGGGACAUUGAGACUGGGCAGCAGAAGACUGUGUUUGUGGGACACACAGGGGACUGCAUGAGUCUGGCCGUCUCUCCUGACUUCAAACUCUUCAUUUCGGGGGCCUGUGAUGCCAGCGCCAAGCUCUGGGACGUGCGGGAGGGAACCUGUCGGCAGACAUUCACUGGCCAUGAGUCGGACAUCAACGCCAUCUGCUUCUUCCCCAACGGAGAGGCCAUCUGCACAGGCUCAGACGACGCCUCCUGCCGCCUGUUUGACCUGCGGGCAGAUCAGGAGCUGACUGCCUACUCCCACGAGAGCAUCAUCUGUGGCAUCACAUCCGUGGCCUUCUCCCUCAGCGGCCGCCUGCUCUUCGCAGGCUAUGAUGACUUCAACUGCAACAUCUGGGACUCCAUGAAGGGCGAGCGUGUGGGCGUCCUCUCUGGCCACGACAACAGGGUCAGCUGCCUGGGGGUCACAGCUGACGGGAUGGCUGUGGCCACUGGCUCCUGGGACAGCUUCCUCAAAGUCUGGAACUAAGGAGGCUGGAGGAGGGGAGGUAAAAGGCCACGAAGACACAGCUGCCCCUCCCCUGCCCAAUUUUUUUCUAAGGUUUCUUUAAGUUUUCUCUUCUAUACCGUAGCUGCCAUUCCCACCCAGCUUUGUCCCUUGAGGGCGGUGGGGAAAAAUGGGGAGUCUGCCUUUGGGAGGCAUUAUCAGGGACACGGGGGCAAAGAACUGCCCCAUCUCCUCCCAUGGUCUCCCCUCUCCACGGUCCUGCAGCUUCUCCCUUAAAAAGCAAGGACAACUGACCCCUCCCCAGCCCUUGGCAAGCCUAACAGGCUUCCAGUCUGAGGCCCCAGGCCCUAGAAUUCCUCCCCCCAGAGCGGACUACCUUUAUCCAGAUCUGGGUGGCAGAGAGCACUCAGCCCUGUGACUAUGGUUCUGGCACCACUAAGAUCCUGUCCCUUGUCUCCUUCAUGAUCUCUCCCUUUUCUACCUUCUUUAUUUCUCUCCUAAAGCACCUGCAAUAAAGUGUACAGGCCUGGGA
Molecule: messenger RNA, 2047 nt
Organism: Acinonyx jubatus (cheetah)
Lineage: Eukaryota; Metazoa; Chordata; Mammalia; Carnivora; Felidae
Gene: GNB3
Product: G protein subunit beta 3
Exons: 10
Coding region: 514-1536 (340 amino acids)
Biological process (GO): G protein-coupled receptor signaling pathway
Cellular component (GO): cytoplasm; heterotrimeric G-protein complex
Molecular function (GO): signaling receptor complex adaptor activity; protein binding
Source: RefSeq, a predicted model, not a curated record